GGGGUUACACUACUGGGGUCAGUUUCAGCAAGCCUCAAAGCAGCGCUGGACUGACUUGCUGAAUGUCACGCUAAACUUGUUACAGCUGUUUUACUCUAGAGUAGAAGCAAUGGAGAUUCCAAUAUUUACUGUUGAUUCUUUUACUGAUUUACCAUUCAAAGGUAAUCCUGCUGCAGUAUGUCUUAUAGAGAAUGAGCUGCAAGAUGAUCUUUAUCAGAGCAUUGCUGCUGAGAUGAAUUUAUCAGAGACUGCUUUCAUCACAAGACGGAAUUCUAUGGAUUUUUCCUCAGGUGCAAGGUUUGGAUUACGUUGGUUUACUCCCACAUGUGAGAUGCCACUAUGUGGACAUGCAACCCUGGCCUCAGCAGCAGUGCUCUUUUACAUGAAAAAAAAUGUCAACCCUGUACUGGUGUUUGAGACAAUGCGUGGGGAGCUAUAUGUGCAUCAGCAUGAAGAAUCUCUAAUAAUGGACUUUCCCUUAAACAAACCAAACCCCCAGGAUCAACAUGAAAUCAAGGAUCUUUUGAAAGCUGUAGUAGGAGAUGUACCCAUUCAGGAUGUGUGCUUCAAUCCAACCACAAGGAACCUGAUCAUUUGUCUUGCUGACACAUGUGACAGAUCUGAACUUACAUCUUUGAAGCCUGAAGCAAAAUCUCUGCUAGAAAAUGAAUCUACUGGGAAGAUUAAAGGUGUCAUUGUUACAAUGAAGGGAGAUUCAACUGCACAACCUGGAUAUGACUUCUAUUCCCGUUACUUUUCUCCUUGGUUAGGGGUGCUUGAAGAUCCAGUCUGUGGGUCUGCGCAUACAGUUCUUGCUGCCUACUGGUCUGAAAGGCUGAACAAAAAGAAAAUGUUGGCAUACCAGUGCUCCAGUCGUGGGGGAGAGUUAGGGCUGGAGAUCAGGGACGAUGGUCGACUUAACAUCAUUGGUCGGGCACAGACCGUUCUCCAGGGAACUCUUAAAAUCUAGACAACCUGCAAAACCUUCUCACUGAAUGUAUUAAUAACUUAAUGGAAAUAAGUCCAUUUUCUUUCUUAAAGAUCUGCAAACUGAUGUUUCAUUCACUGAAUGGACAAAUGUGGUUACUUGCAUGCCAAAAUAAAAUAAAAAAUAUUUGGUGUUAAAAGUC
Cyprinus carpio (common carp) is the source of this 1130-nucleotide messenger RNA. Its product is annotated as phenazine biosynthesis-like domain-containing protein. Gene Ontology annotation, biological process: biosynthetic process. NCBI's taxonomy places the organism in Eukaryota, Metazoa, Chordata, Actinopteri, Cypriniformes, Cyprinidae. Gene Ontology annotation, cellular component: cytoplasm. Gene Ontology annotation, molecular function: isomerase activity. The record is from RefSeq and is a predicted model, not a curated record.